AUGUCAUCACCGCCGUUACCACCAUCAUCACCAUCUACUUCAGACAAUAUGAUAUCCUCUCAACAGCAACAACAGCAACAACAGAAAAAACAGCGUACAUUACAUAGCUCUAUCGAGAAACGUAGGAGAGAACGGAUCAAUGACAAGAUACAACAGCUUAAAGAGAUGGUCCCGGCAUGUAAUCCUUAUUCAGAAAAGAAUCCCAUCGCUGGACCCUCACUUUAUCAACCUCUUCAUAAAUUGACCAUCUUGCAAGCUGCCAUUGAAUACAUCGAAGAAAUGCAUCAAAAGUUACUCGACGCUGCUGCUGCUGCUUCAUCAUCAUCGCCCGACUCAGCAGCAGCAACGCCGUCCCAUCAUCAUCAUCACCAUCACCAUCUCCUUGACGACCCAAAGAUAAUUCAAGUGAUUGAACAUGCUCAGCAAUGUGCCAAUGGUAGUGCUUCUUCUGGUUCUUAUCGUAAAAUCCUGGAAUAA
Molecule: messenger RNA, 477 nt
Organism: Lichtheimia ornata
Lineage: Eukaryota; Fungi; Mucoromycota; Mucoromycetes; Mucorales; Lichtheimiaceae
Exons: 1
Coding region: 1-477 (158 amino acids)
Biological process (GO): regulation of transcription by RNA polymerase II
Molecular function (GO): DNA-binding transcription factor activity, RNA polymerase II-specific; protein dimerization activity; RNA polymerase II cis-regulatory region sequence-specific DNA binding
Source: RefSeq, a predicted model, not a curated record